GGUGUAUUUAAACAUACCUGGUGUUAUAAGUUAUAACCCUACUAAAACGCCUUGAAAAGAGUAAAGUAAAGAAGUGAUUUUUACAAUCAAGAAUUCAAGAACUCAACGUGGGGUUAAUGGAUCCUGAUAUAGCUAGAUGGGUUCUUGAUUUUCUUGUAAGACAACCCCUUGAUGAUUCCACUCUAACCUCUCUUCUCACCACUCUACCUCUCUCAAACACCGACACCCAUCUCACAAAGCUCUUGCUUUUGAAGCGAAUCGACUCAGAAAUCUCAAAGAAUGCAGUUUCUGAGAGUGUUUUAGGCCUGUUAGAACAGAUGGAGGAGCUUGAUUACAGGGAACAUGUUGAGAUUAGUGAUUCUAUGAAGAGGGCUUAUUGCAUUGUGGCUGUGGAUUGCACAGUUAGGUUUCUUGAAGAGGGUGAGAAGGGCUUCUAUUUUGAGGCAGUGAAGAGGAUCUGGAGGACCAGGAUUGGUUGUAUGAUGAACUUUGAGAGGGUUGGGUUGGUUUCUGAGGAGUUGGAGAGGUGGAAAGAUGAGAUUGAGAGUGCUGUGUGGGAUGAUGGUGCUUGUAAGGUUUUGUUGGAGAAAUGGGGAGGGCUUGAUGUUGUCGAGAGUGUACGGGUUUACAUUGAGGAAGCUAGGGGAAGGAUCGGGCCUUCAUUUCUUGAGUUGGUCACGGAGAGCUUGAGUGGGGAGGCUGUGAAAGAAGUUUUUGGGAUUGAUAAGAAAGAUAUUCACAAGGAAAAGGUGCAGCGGAAAAGUAAGCCUUCAGCUGUGAAACAACAUAAAAAGUUUAGCUCUAAAACAACAAGAGGAGUCAAAAUUGUUGAUAAUGACGACUUGACUCUAGAACAACAGGAGUCACACAACAAAGAUAGCAGCCUUUCUCCUACUGACGUGGCCAAAUUCCAGGAAGGGCUUCGAACAAGCACAUCAUCUCUAGGGAAAAAGGCUGAGGACCCUUUUCCUGACACUGUAAAUAUAUCCAAGAAUGUUGCGUCUAACAUGGACUCUGUUGAUGGUUGCACUGAGACUGGUAAUCUUGGUAGACUGCACUUACCUAGCCCGAAGGAGAGGGUAGUCUCUCCUCUGAAAAAAUAUGAAAGUCCAAAACCUUUAAGGAGAAGGCGUAGGCUUUGGAGUAACGUGGAGGAGGACACUUUGAGGACAGGAGUCAGGAAGUAUGGUGUAGGAAAUUGGAAGCUCAUCCUGAACAUGUACAGGGACAUAUUUGAUGAUAGGACAGAGGUUGAUUUGAAGGACAAGUGGAGAAAUUUGAUGGCUUGAUCGUGCCUUAGUUAUGCAUUACUGAAACAAGAUAACCUCACUCAGUCAUUACUUGGAUGUAUUUUGUAGUUUUUAUGGGUAAAACUGCUAUAUUUUCGGGCUUUGUGGGUUUUUGUAUGCCGGGUACUUGCUGAUUCUGAUUAGUUGCAUCUCUGUAGUUGUGAAUAUUUGUGUAUGUUAGAUGUAUAUAGUUAUUUUGGUAAAAAGGCUAUGUCAUGGAUAUUCCCAUCUA
Messenger RNA from Daucus carota subsp. sativus, 1521 nucleotides. RefSeq lists its product as uncharacterized. The record is from RefSeq and is a predicted model, not a curated record. The transcript has 2 exons. The coding region runs from base 117 to 1289 and encodes 390 amino acids. Lineage: Eukaryota; Viridiplantae; Streptophyta; Magnoliopsida; Apiales; Apiaceae.